Molecule: messenger RNA, 964 nt
Organism: Linderina pennispora
Lineage: Eukaryota; Fungi; Kickxellomycota; Kickxellomycetes; Kickxellales; Kickxellaceae
Exons: 1
Coding region: 23-964 (313 amino acids)
Source: RefSeq, a predicted model, not a curated record
CCCACUUACCCUUCUCUUGUCGAUGAGCAAGCACACCCAGUCUGUAUCCACAGUCCUACGCAUCCAUCUUGCGCCACCUUUGCCAGAGCGUCGGUUCCUGUUUGUUUGCAAAUCACCAGACGUCAGGCACAUGAAGGAUGAACUGUGCAGCCGACUCAAAAAGAUAGCCACCGAACCUAUCGUCGUUCUCAAGGACGGUUAUGAGCUGAUGGACCAGGAUGAAGUUUCUGAUCUGCUUACGCACAUGGAUCUGGUCAGCGUCCACUUGGCCAGCAACUGCGAGGCUGGGGUGUAUACCGAUACACAGCCACAGGGAACCUUGGCACUAGCCAGCUCGUCAGAAGCCAGCAUGGACGAGCAGGCGAAGCACGCAGGGAUCUCGGCCUGUAGUUCUGUGAAUCCAGGGCCCCGCCAGGUUACAAUCAGCAGCGUUGAGCACGGUGAUCCGGCGAUUGCUAAGCGUAGGAAACCCAACCCGUUUAAGAGCAUGUUCCCUGUCGAGCAGUCGUAUGCGGUUUUAGGACAGCGGCCUGCUAGUGAAGAGGCUGAGUCCAGUUCAGACAGUUCAUCCGAUGCUGAUCCUCCUACGCCGCAGCCACUUGUACGUGCUGGCGAAAUCGCAUCCUACACGACCGCACAGCUCGAGGCGCUGGCUGAAACACCAACCUCCAAGGUCAAUGUCGGAGACACAGUCGCUUUUAUGGUUGCGGAGCUCUCUGCCGAUAUGGCUCCAGUUAUCAGCGACUACAGGAUCGGCCAGGUCACAGGGAAGGCGUACGGAACGAUCUCUAUCUCUACAUUGAGGGAUUUCGCUGAUCGCUCAAUGGGCUCAAAGCGGAGCGGAACCAAACGCCGGCGCAAUCAACUGCUUGUUAAUGCAGAGAGCAGCGGUGAGCUUGACGAGUCAACAAAAUACGACAUUUCGGCGAUUGCGUCGCUGAAGGUCUUGUCUGCACAUACUUAA